UGUAUCCAUCCUCUCUCUCCAUCCUCCUCAUCCUCCAUGCUGUGUUUGGUGACAGGAUUUCAGCGCAGACCUGCAGUGUGUCUCUGAGGCUGAAUGGAGGUCUUCAUCCAGCUCCUGCAGACAUUUUCCCCUCAAACAUCCCCACUAUAGAGACGGACAGACCGCCUGCCACUGGCUGUCCUUCCUUCCAGCGAGAACCGGUGUUUGUUUCCGCCUGCGCGCUUUUCUGAACCUGCGGCUGGAGGAGAGAAAAGGCGCAUCUUUUUCCCCCCACUGCGUGGACACGCAUCCAGAGUGGAGGUGAUCGGGGACUACCUGUUUGCUUCCACGCGGCUGACGCAAGCUCAUCCAUACCUACUGACCUACUUUGUGGUUAGUUGGGAGCCGGAGCGUUGGAGCGGUUGCGUUUUUUGUUUGUUUUGUUUCUUAAUUAAAGGAUGCAAGGUGUUGUGGACGCAGUGGUGACCCCGAGGGGAAAGCUUCAGUAAAGCAGAGGCAGUGGUCAGAGGAAGGCAGGGAUGUGCGCCUCUCAUCAGCUGCUGAUGCUGAUGCUGCUGAUGCUGGCCUGCUGGCAGACAGUCGGUGCAACUGUGCCAGCAGCGCCGGUGAACGUCUCUGUGACCCAGCUGAGGGCGGACUCAGCCAUGGUGACUUGGAACGUCCCUCAGGGCGACACGGUCAUUGGUUACGCCAUCUCUCAGCAGAGGCAGGACGGCCUGAUGCAGCGCUCCAUACGGGAGGUGAACACGUCCAGUCGCGGGUGUUUGCUGUGGGAUCUGGAUGAGGCUACGCACUACAGCGUCCAGGUGCAGUCUGUCGGCCUCCAUGGCGACAGCCAACCCAGCCGUCCCGUCCAAUUCAGGACGUUGGAGAGAACCGACCAUUAUCCAGUCGGAGUCCUGGAUCACCACGAGCCGGCGAUGGAAGGUCUGGGGAUGAGUCCUCACCUGCAGACCGGAGAGCUGCUCAUCAUCACCACAGUGCUGCUGCUGUGGGCCGCCGUCAUCGCCCUCUUCUGCCGGCAGUACGACAUCAUCAAGGACAACGACUCUAACGGCACCAAGGAGAAGGCCAAGAGGCCACUGGUCCAGGCUAGCACCUCCUACUACAACACGUCGACGGGCAGCUCACCCAUUUACCACAAUGGAGCCGUCCGCAGCAGCAGGCUACAUCGAGCCUCUUCUUCCAUCAGCAUCAUCAGAGUCUGAUGCUCUGAGACGUUUCUUCUCAGGAGGAGGAUGGACACAACCCUCCCCGUGUGGAAACAAAGACCUGCUGGGGCCCCCAAACUGAUGUAAAAUACCUGCAGAUGAAGGAAUGGUUCAGUGCUGCCCUCUAGUGGCAGAAGAGAACUCCUCCAGCUCUCAUGGACUAAUGCUGCUGCUGCUGUUGAUGUGUCAGGGUUAGAAAUAGUAGUAAUGGACGAUCUUAAAUGAUUAGUUGAGCUCAUGUUUCAUCAACAGUGAUUUAAAUGUUCAGCUUUCAUCAUGUUUUGUAUAUGGAGAUGCAUCCGAAGUGUUAGUGAUGAACUUUGAGUGUAAUUUUGCUGUGAUGGUGGUGAAUUUACACUGUAAAUGAUUCAUUAAAUCAU
Cyprinodon variegatus (sheepshead minnow) is the source of this 1591-nucleotide messenger RNA. Its product is annotated as fibronectin type III domain-containing protein 5-like. NCBI's taxonomy places the organism in Eukaryota, Metazoa, Chordata, Actinopteri, Cyprinodontiformes, Cyprinodontidae. Gene Ontology annotation, molecular function: protein binding. The record is from RefSeq and is a predicted model, not a curated record. The transcript is spliced from 7 exons. The coding region runs from base 519 to 1208 and encodes 229 amino acids.